AUGUCUGAGUCCAAGGAAUUCACCCUCCAGGAGGUCACCGGCCACAACACCAAGAAGGACCUCUACAUGGUCAUCCACGACAAGGUCUACGACUGCACCAGCUUCGUCGAUGAGCACCCCGGUGGUGAGGAAGUUCUCCUGGACGUCGGCGGCCAAGAUGGAACCGAGGCCUUCGAGGAUGUCGGCCACUCCGAUGAGGCGCGCGAGAUUCUCGACGGUCUGCUUGUCGGCAACGUGAAGCGCAUGCCCGGUGAUCCCGCGCCCAAGUCACACGGCGCCACCUCGAGCUCAUCGGCCACCACCGCCAGCUCCGGUGGCUUCGGUGUCGGUCUCUACGCCAUCAUCCUCAUCGGUGGUGCCAUUGCCUACGGUGCUUACAACUACCUUGAGGCCCAGAAGGCCCAACAGUAA
This is a messenger RNA of Penicillium waksmanii, 411 nucleotides long. RefSeq names its product cytochrome b5-like heme/steroid binding domain-containing protein. Gene Ontology annotation, biological process: sterol biosynthetic process. The transcript is spliced from 3 exons. NCBI's taxonomy places the organism in Eukaryota, Fungi, Ascomycota, Eurotiomycetes, Eurotiales, Aspergillaceae. Gene Ontology annotation, molecular function: heme binding. Bases 1 to 411 code for a protein of 136 amino acids. Gene Ontology annotation, cellular component: endoplasmic reticulum membrane; intracellular membrane-bounded organelle. The record is from RefSeq and is a predicted model, not a curated record.